AUGUUUUCGUCAUCAAAACCAAAGUUUGCUCUUGAGCUAGCUAUAAAUGAGCUUACUAAUGUACCACAAAUAAAUGGAGCUUGUUACAUUGAAGUUUCAAUUCGUGAUUCCAAGCAAAAGCAUAUGAAUAAACACACCAAUGGGUCACGAGCACCUUCCAAGGAUACAUCUUCCGCCAGCUCAAAUACCAAUGGGAAUUCUUCUACUUCUAAUGCGGCAAAGUCCUUUUUAAAUAGGCUUGAUUCAAAAGCUGCCAAAACUGUCAAUAAAGAAGUUGCUCAAGCUAAGGGUUCAUCGGGCCAUGUGUCAACAACGACGUCAUUGAAGAAAUUACACAAUUUCAAAUGUAAUUUCAAUUACAAACUUACAUGUAAUUUGAAAUUCAGCUUAAAGAGUAAGAAAAGCAGAUUGAUUGGUAACAAGUAUUUGUCACUCAGGGUAUAUUAUGUUCAUGAUGAUAAACAUGGAGGUGAUGAACAGAUUAUUAUUCCCUUGGGUCGGUUAGAGAUUAACUUGGCAGAAUAUUUAAACUUUGAAGAACCAGUCAAUUUGAAGUAUCUACUUGAUGACUCAAAAGUCAAUUCAAUAUUGAGUUUAACAAUUGGACUUGCAGAAUUACCUGAGAAUUUUGAUUUCCAUACUCAAUUGCAAAUACAAGACAAUAACAGCAGUGUAGUAUCGUCCACUGCACUAAGAGAAGGUCUUCAUCAAAACAAGAAACGAAGUACCACGUUCAAUGUACCUCAAUUUGAACGGAAGAAUGUCUUUAACGGUAUAAGCAAUAUUUUCGGUGAGGGAAAUGCUGAUGAAAAUCAGGGAUCACCUAACCAUGUAUCAUCUCCAUCUACACCACAAUCGGAAACCAAUGAGAGGCCACAGUCACCCACACCACGUAACCAUCGGACAGUAUUCAACCAAGCAAGCUCGCCGGAACUGUCAGCAUCGUCAAAACUUUCACUUGAUGGUAAACAGAUUGGUGACAUUACAAAUUUGAAUAACCAAGAUUUGAUUAAAUUGGUGGCACAAUCUUCUGAUGUAUCACUGGCCAUGUCGACCCAGCUGCCGAAUCUGAAUGGUCAAAACGGUAAUGGAGGUCAAAAUGGAAACUUGGUCUCUGGAAUCAAUCGACAUAUAGCCAUGGAUCCAAUCAUAAAUUCCUUAUACACCAAGAUUCUUGAAAGUAAUUGGGACCCGGCAUUGUAUCCACUCUUGGAUUAUUCCCCAAAUCAAUGUAUUGACGAUAUUUUUAAUAAUCCUGAAAAUCCAUAUGGAUGUAAUUUGAAAUUGAAGGAAUUUUAUGAAUCACAAAUUGGAAAAGAUGACGAGAAUAGUGGGUAUAGAAAUUUGAAUGGAUUAAUUAAUGAAGACAAAUAUAGAUCUAAUUUACAGAGUUGGACUUUGCCUGAUUUCAAAUAA
Messenger RNA from Lodderomyces orthopsilosis Co 90-125, 1416 nucleotides. RefSeq lists its product as uncharacterized. The record is from RefSeq and is a predicted model, not a curated record. NCBI's taxonomy places the organism in Eukaryota, Fungi, Ascomycota, Pichiomycetes, Serinales, Debaryomycetaceae. Bases 1 to 1416 code for a protein of 471 amino acids. The transcript has a single exon.